Molecule: messenger RNA, 660 nt
Organism: Dermacentor andersoni
Lineage: Eukaryota; Metazoa; Arthropoda; Arachnida; Ixodida; Ixodidae
Biological process (GO): symbiont-mediated perturbation of host defenses
Molecular function (GO): amine binding
Source: RefSeq, a predicted model, not a curated record
CUGGACAAAGAAAAAUGCGGCAAGCAAAUAUCAUUGCCGUAGCGUGUAUCUGCACCUUUUGCUUCACAUGGCCGCCUGUUUUCGGUGAUUCCAAUACGGAGACAAAGGAUGUCGUAGAUAUAAUGAAGCUUUUUAAGAAGCACUCCUCUGGGGUCGCCAUACUAGACACUGACAACGAUGGAGAUCUCGAUUGUGUGACCGCCGUCCGAACAAAAUAUGAUGACGAUGGACCGACUGCUGAUUACGUCUGGCUUCUCAAGGGCCUGAACGGCCAUGUGAAAAAGAACAUCACGUACCACUUCGAGAAAGGAGACGCACCGGACAAGGCGUUCGUCACCAUCGAUGAUGAUGACGGUCAAAUGCAGGAAGCGAGAGCCCUCUAUGACGACUACCAGACGUGCGCCGUGUUGGAGUUUCCAUAUAAGAGAAAUCCACGGUGCAUGCUAUGGACUACGGAUGAAGUUAAAGACAAUGUUCCAAGUGAAUGUACCGAGCAAUUUCGAAAGAAGUGCGCCGUAGAAGUUGUGGUCUACGAUAAGGAGUCUUGCAGUCAAGUGUAAAUGAAUGGAGACGGAGAAAUGACAGCUGGUUAAGGGUGCUACCCAGUGCUUUUGUAUUUGCAUACUCCGCCGAAAAUAAAAUGCUGAAAAAAUAUCUGCA